UGGCUCGAGCUGCGUGGGGUACCGUGUGAGUUGCUCUGGCGCCCCAGUCACGCGCUGGGCGUUGGCGUGCCACUGGUGUUAGCAUGACAUACACAGUUGCUGCUCGCGUAAACCACAAUUCCGAUGAUGAGAGCCGGCCAGCCGAUACUGCAGCAGGGAUGUCUCUUUGGAAGUUGAGCCUGGUAGCCUUGCCUAUGCUGACUGUUCAGGCGUUCUGGGUGUUCCUGAUGCCGUGCAGCGCUCCGUACUUGCUGCGUCUUGGGCUGAGCACGUCUGUAGCCACGCUGAACAAUCUGGCAGGCCCCAUCACAGGAUUCUUCACGGGUCCGCUCGUGAGUGCUAUGUCCGAUUCGUUGACCUCCCCGUAUGGGCGGCGCAGGCCUGUGAUCGUGGUGGGGCUCGCCCUCACGUGGGUGGCGGGCGUCCUCUUCACCCUGAGCGAGCACGUCCUGCCGGCUAGCACCGCCCCACUAAUGGCCGCUCCCAUGUUCUGGGUGUUGGACGUCACGAUCAACAUAUUACAGGCACCGCAUCGCGCGCUGGUUGCAGACCUCUCCUCUGACGCGCAGCAAGUCCCGAUGCAAACCGUGAUCGUGUGCAUGCAGGCUGUCGGAACAUUGACCGGCUUCUCCAUCAUGACCAUCUUCGACGUCCCUGCCGAGCACAUGCUGGAGCUGGUCGUGCUCGUCUGCCUGCUCAACACGCUUGCCGUGGCCGUCCAGUUCAGCGUCGCGGAGGAGAGGCCCGCGGCCCACGCUGCGCAGCACAGCACGGACGUUCGCGGCCGGGUGCUGGCCCCGGUGCUUGACGUCAUCGAGGCCGCGAAGGGCAGCUCCUUCCGCUUCCGCCACCUGGCGGCAGUCCAGUGCCUGCUCACCGUAGGAGGCAGCACCUGGGGCCUGUACGCGGGGCAGUGGUUCGGCGUCUGCGUCUACCAGGGCGACCCGCACGCGCCGCCUGGCUCGGCUGGCCACGACGCCUACGCGGCGGGGCUGCGGCAGUUUGCCCACGCGGGGCAGAGCAAGGCGGUGUUUGUGCUGGCGGCAUCCUUGGUCGUGAUCUCGAUCCUCCGCCGGACUGAGGUGCGCCCGAUGACGAUCUACGCCGCGCUGAUCUGCGCCGGAGCCGCGGCGAGCACGGCGGCCGCGUUCUUUGUGCAGCACAAUGGCAUGUUCGCCCUGCUCUGCGCCAAUCUCAGUGGUCUGCCGUUCGCGGGCGCGAGCGCCAUUCCGUUCGGCAUCGUCGCAGCGUUCAGCAAGCGCGACGAGUCGCAGGGGGAGCGUUCGAGCAUCGCCUUGAAUAUGUCGUUCCUCAACUGUGCCUCCACUUUCGGUCAGCAGCUCUGCACUCUUACCCUUGCUGUCAUCGAAGGGAACAUAGACUUGGCGCAGGCGCUGCCUAUAAUGUUCAUCGUGGCCGCAGCCGCAGAAGCACUGGCAGCAGCGGGCGCUUACCUUGUAGACGAUACUAUAGAGCAGAAGAGUACGGACACCGAGCUCAAAGGCAAGAUUUUGGCCUAGGCGUGACGCUCUGGCAGCCAAUGUCAACACUGGCUCCCGUUUAAAUAGAAAGUCGUGUCUGCAGGUCGUCGACGCCUGUACUGUCCUGGCUUCUUUUGGAUCCGCCUGCACCGGUAGGAGGAGCAGCACACCGUGAGGGUGACACGCUUCCCGAGAAUUUCUUGCACGCGCGAUUAGUUCCAGCAGUUAGCAUGCAAUCGGCUCAUUAAGCCCCGGGCGACCCCCUCCCCGCAGAGGUUGGGCGUCGCGUAAGAAGCGACGCCCCAGCGCCCGCCCAGUCCGGGGGAAUGCCGGACCGGGCGGCGGCCUCCUCCUCCUCCUCCUCCUCCUCCUCCUCGUCCUCCUCCUCCUCCUCCUCGUCCUCCUCCUCCUCCUCCUCCUCCUCGUCCUCCUCCUCCUCCUCCUCCUCCUCCUCCUUCUCCUCCUCCUCCUCCUGGGAGCGGAGCGGUGGCGUGCGACGAAAGAGCGCGGCACCCUCCUGGCGCGACCCCGCCCCGCUGACCCCCGCGCCGGGCCCCUUCUGCCCGCCUCCGUGGAGGCCGAGCUGCGCCGGCUUCGCUUAAAGAGGGGUGGUAGACUGGGAGCUGCGUGCGUCUGGCUUGCAAAAGAACAAAAAUCACUUCAUUCAAUCACUCUUUCUUUGAUCCACCUUGCCCCGUCCGAUUCAUUGUGUCACCGCACCAACGACCUGGCUGCGACACAUGCUUUUGUAUACUAGAUAGCGUGCACCUGUUUCAGCUUAGGAUGGGGCACGAUCAGGGUCGUGAUGCCGAUUGCUAGUCCAGGGUUACAGUCUUCAAUGCUCUCUUCCACC
This is a messenger RNA of Prorocentrum cordatum, 2334 nucleotides long. NCBI's taxonomy places the organism in Eukaryota, Dinophyceae, Prorocentrales, Prorocentraceae. The record is from the annotation of a GenBank genome assembly.